This is a messenger RNA of Dissoconium aciculare CBS 342.82, 1578 nucleotides long. RefSeq lists its product as uncharacterized. NCBI's taxonomy places the organism in Eukaryota, Fungi, Ascomycota, Dothideomycetes, Mycosphaerellales, Dissoconiaceae. The record is from RefSeq and is a predicted model, not a curated record. The transcript is spliced from 2 exons. Gene Ontology annotation, molecular function: DNA-binding transcription factor activity. Gene Ontology annotation, biological process: regulation of DNA-templated transcription. The coding region runs from base 61 to 1218 and encodes 385 amino acids.
GUGCAGUUCAAGACUUCGUAAUCAAAUCGCCGUGAACAAACUUCCCAUCUUGACUUCAUCAUGUUACCAAGCCCGCCAGAAAGCCACAACGACCCCGUUCAACACAAUGCGACGACGACCAAGAGAAAGCCGAUUCGUCGGGAUGCCGAGAAGCGGCGACAACAAAACAUUAUCGCUCAGAAGAGAUAUCGAGAGAAAUUAAAGAGACGCCUUGGCCAACUCGAGAGGCUUGAGGCGGAAAAUGAGCAACCUGACGAAUCUGUCUCGGAGGUUCCGCCGAGUGCCAUAGUAUCGCCUCCGAUAGACAUAAUCAGUACGGAUUCGUCUAAAAAUAAGUCGACGUCGUGCGAAGACACUCUUAUCGAUUCGCACACCCAUGCCGAAGAAUCUCAUGAGUCGAAUCAUAUGACGGAUUUGUCUACGGACACGACAUUAUGGGACGCGAAUCUUAUUGACGAUUCCCUACUUCUCCUCGGAUAUCCUGUAACUUCCGUUUCGAUCAAGCAUUUCGAUUGUGGCUGCAAAGGCCCCCAUCUCGAGCUCAUCUCCUCAAACGGCGCGAAAGAAUAUCGCUACAGCCCACAAUACCGCGGAGACCACUCCCAGCCACCGUUAAACCUCCCCGCCAAAUCACUAUGUAUCGAACGACUCUGCAUUAUCCAAGCCAUGUUCUCGAAUUGCCAGCACAUAGGCAUCUCCGAAGGAAUGAUCUGCUCGGACGAGGCCUUCUCGCCCUUCUUUCGACCCAUGCCUAACAAAUCCGACUGCGACACAACAAUAUUGCCAUCCGGCAUCGUCUCACGAGUUCAAAAUAUCUUUCACACUCUCAAGCCAGACCUCCGUCCCCUCCAAGAACAAAUCACCAUCCGCCACCACCCCGUCAUCGACGUCCUUCCCUUUCCGACUUUCCGCCGAAAUUUGAUCAUAACUUAUCCACCCAUCCCCGAAGAUGAGCUAUUCGCCGAUCUUUUAGAUGGAUUAAUCUGCUGGAGUGGCGUCGGAGGAAGUAGAAAGGAACGGAGUAUGCUCGAGGGAGAGAACUCAUCGGGAACCCCGUGGGAUUGCAGAUCUUGGGAGGCGAGGGUUUGGUUUUUGCAGAAGUAUUGGACGUUGCUGGGUGGGGAGGAGGGUGAGCUUGUAAGGCAAAGUGAGUGGUGGAGGACGUUGAGGGGAGAGGAAGAAGAGGUUUGGCCUCUUGGUGGACUUGUGACGGUAUGAAACGAUGCAAUACUCUAUGAGGAGGCUUUUCGGGGAAUUGUCUUGAAUGGAGUACUUGGGCUGCUGAAAUAGGAUGUCUGAAUGAAGGUCAAGAAUAUGUAGAAUGACUGCAUUAUUGUUAGAGAUUUAGAUGCCUUGAAACUGGAUCUUUGAGGCCAGGGGAGUAUUGUCAGCCACCUGGGAGAGCUUAAACGUUCAUGGAGCAAAGAUCUUCGGCUGACGACGGCAUUUUAUAUUGCCGUGGUCCCCUGUUAUAUCGAGAUUCCUACUCGCUGCUGCACCUCAAGGCGGCCAAGAUGCGAGAUGCGUAUCAUACAGUACUACGAUUAGUGCCAUUCAGAUGUUCAAUACAUAAGAGGC